Molecule: messenger RNA, 366 nt
Organism: Triticum turgidum subsp. durum (durum wheat)
Lineage: Eukaryota; Viridiplantae; Streptophyta; Magnoliopsida; Poales; Poaceae
Source: the annotation of a GenBank genome assembly
AUGUCAGAGUUCAGUGGCAGAGCCCCCAGCCCUCCGCCGGAGUUCAGCGGCAGGAGCGGAGCGAAUCGCCGGGCAACAAAUAAAAAGGAUUCUAGAUCGAGGAGGGAGCAAGCCCAGAGGAGAGGGGAGACGAUGGUAGAUGAGAAACAUGUUUUUGGUCUUGAAUCCCCUUUUAAAUUCAGAUUGACACUUCAAUGUCUCAUUGAGAUGAAAGUGCCAACGAAUGAUUCCCAGGGGAAGAAGCAGUUUCCAAACAAGGAAGGUUGCUGCCAUGAAGAUGGGAGAAACAUCCUGGUCUAUGAGUCCAUGAUGAAUGGGAUUCUGAAAGAGGAUCUACAUGGUAACUUUUCUGAUCCCCUUUGGUAG